GGGAGAUGAGGAGGAGGGCGGACAGCACCUGCAGUACUAGGUAUUCUACAGAACGGCCCCCGGGGUAGCGCUGUAGACGCCAGCAGGAAGCCAGUCGAUCCUAGGAACACACCACACCACCAUCACAUCGAGUAUCAACGAAUGGCUUUCAUCACGCGCAUUCACCAAUCGCAGCUGUCGAUCCAUACAUAGAUGGGUUCGAGCGUCAUUACACCACGGUCGGCCGGCUACGCAGGACAAACCUUUGGGCACCUGGGCAAGGAAGGACGCGGCUUUGUCCGUCUACCGGAAGCGACAACGGAGGAGGAGAAGUACCUAGGGAGGAGGAGGAUGGGGACGUACGAAGGCACGGCGGGCAGACAUAUGCACACGCAUACGCACACGCACACGCACGUUGCUGCAGCUGAAAGAGAGCGAGAGAGCGAGAGAACGCGAAAGAGAGAGAGAGAGCGCGCGCGCUGACCGGACAGUGCCCACCCACAGCAGGUGUGUGAAUGGGGGG
This is a messenger RNA of Dissoconium aciculare CBS 342.82, 502 nucleotides long. RefSeq lists its product as uncharacterized. Bases 193 to 462 code for a protein of 89 amino acids. The transcript has a single exon. NCBI's taxonomy places the organism in Eukaryota, Fungi, Ascomycota, Dothideomycetes, Mycosphaerellales, Dissoconiaceae. The record is from RefSeq and is a predicted model, not a curated record.